Molecule: messenger RNA, 205 nt
Organism: Paramecium primaurelia
Lineage: Eukaryota; Ciliophora; Oligohymenophorea; Peniculida; Parameciidae
Source: the annotation of a GenBank genome assembly
AUGAAAAGAGCUUUAGAAAAAGGGCAGAAAAAUUAUCAAAAAGAUUUUAGAAAUCAAAAUAACUUAAAUUAUUAAGUAUUGAUUGCUUAGUAGAUUUCUCAAUACNGCCAAUAUAGCCUUGAGUUAUUUUAGGAAACUUGUGAGUAAAGAGAGGUAUAAUUUUAUGAUAUUCUAUUAGGAUUAUGAUUAUGUUCCUAUGUUUUGA